AUGCACAAUAGUAACUCAUCUGCUCAAGAAGAAGAAACAUUUCGAGUUCGAAGAUUAGAGAUCACAGAUAAAAGCAAAGGUUUUAUUGAAUUACUGCAACAACUCACUCUCUGCGGCGAUAUAUGUGACAAGAAAUUCCAAGCUCGAUUCGAAGAGCUUAGUUCAUAUGCCGAUGAUCAUCUUAUAUGCGUAAUCGAAGACCAUCGUACUGGGAAGAUCAUAGCGACUGGGAGCGUGUUUAUUGAAAAGAAGUUCAUAAGGAAUUGUGGGAAAGUAGGUCACAUUGAAGAUGUUGUGGUCCAUUCCAAUGCUCGAGGGAUGCAAUUGGGAAAGAAAAUCAUUGGGUUCCUCUCUGAUCAUGCUCGUUCAAUGGGUUGUUACAAGGUGAUCCUUGAUUGUAGCGUUGAAAACAGGGAAUUUUACGAGAAGUGUGGUUUCAAGCAAAAAGAAGUCCAGAUGGUUAGGUAUUUCAUUUGAAGUCUGGAUUAACAGUGAUGAUUUAAUGAAUGUAAGUUGUAUCUUGUUUUGAAUAGUGAUCUCUCUUACUUAUUCUUAACAACUACAUGAAAGAAUUGACUAUGCACUAAUUUAUAUGUCUCCACAAAUGGGGUUGAAUUCUAUUCCUGAUGGAAGAAUUUCCAUUUUGAUCCAUAGAGUCAAGGAUUCAGUGGUUGGCUUAUUCGCAAGUUCAAACCUCGUUGUCUCCUCCUUUUGUAAAUGCUGAUUAAAAAAAAAAAUCCAUAUAGUCAUCUAGGCAAGUAACUCUUGAUUAAGUUGAUUUACAGAAAGAAAACCUAAAGAAAGGGAAAGAAGAAAAGACACCAAUAUUGUCAAUGUUAUUGGUAUUUCGUGAUUCGCUGUAAGCAUGCCAUGUUCUUUCCAUUGAAAGAAAAGUACUUCAUUCUACCAUCAGCCUAUGACACAAAACAGUUUUUUAUAGGGAAAGCUGCAUAGCAUUACCAAAAUGCAAAAUGGAAUCAAUUUAUAUCAACUUUUUUUUAGUAACCAUCAUACGCAUCAAAUAUACUUGACACAACAAACCAGUGUCUCAACUAUCUGGGGUUGGUUAUAUAAUACUAUUCCUUCAAUGUAUUCUUGGUCAUAUUUUCUAUUAAAUUGCAAAUAGACGAAGGAAAUAUAAAAUAUACUAUCAGUGGAUCUUACCAUAUUCAGCAAGCAUCUCCUUAAGUUUCUGUUUCUAGUUUAUGUAUUUGACUUUAUGGUGGUUCUGUAUCCUCAAAGUUUUGCCUUCAACUUCUACCCAACUUUGCAAAUCGAAUUCUUUGAAAACCGGAUAUGUAGGUGAGUUGAGGACCUUGAACUACACACAAUGAGAAAAAAAAGAGGACCUUGAACUACUUGAGCUAGUGAGAGUUUUAUUGUUUUAUUGGUGACGUGUUGCCAAUUCCAUCGAUUUCUAUAAGAAUGGUGCGUGGAAAUUUGAGGUAUGUUUAAUAUUAUUAGGCCAAUUGCUUGAAGGAGCAAAGUAAAAACCAAUUUCAAAAAUCUAAACUGAAAUUGCUUUGGUUAUUCUUUGGGUUAUAAAAUGGAUUUUGGAAAAAUUAUAGGAUAGUGUAUCAUUAACCCUUUUUCAUAAAAUAUAAAAACUCGAAACAUUUUUAUCAUAAAUGUGAAACAUGUUUGUGCAAUUCAAUUAUGCACCUGUGAUUGGUCUUUUUAACGGUGAGAAUGAAUUUUAGCUAUGAUUGGCGGAGAGGCCUUUCACUUGACUUGGUUUUGCAAUAUUUUCUGCAAUUUUUACAACUAGUGUACUCAUGAACAUGAAUCCUGAAAAUCAUGAGGACCAAGGAAAGGUCAAAGGAUUGUGUAUUGAUGUUGCAAUGAAAGACGUGCAUAUCAUGAAAUUAAGGGAGGAUAUGGUGCUAAAAGAAGCCCUCUGGAGAAGUUGAGUAAACCAUGUAUCCAUUGAAGUUUGCUUCUAUUUUGGCCAUAAAAUAGCUUUUACUGAAGAUGUAUGGGCUAAAUUCAGAUUAAGGUAUGCAGG
Ilex paraguariensis (yerba mate) is the source of this 2005-nucleotide messenger RNA. Lineage: Eukaryota; Viridiplantae; Streptophyta; Magnoliopsida; Aquifoliales; Aquifoliaceae. The record is from the annotation of a GenBank genome assembly.